GCAGAGUGUAACAAGAAAAAAGGUUACAUUGUGGCAGCGAGGGAACGGCGCGCGCCGGGGAGGGGGUCGAGGGCCACCUGCCCGCCGCACGUGUGAAAAGGGGCGGCGGCGGCGGCACCCGUGUGUGGCGAAGGAUAGCUCGUUGCUAAAGCCGGAUCCGCAUCCUGCCGCGACUCGCAUCCCUGUGCCCCCUUCCGCUGCUUGGCGUACCGGCUCUGGUUGGGCCCCCUCCAACAAGGCCGGCCGAGCCCAUGGCCGGCGGAGGGUGGCCGGUGCCCGGCGGCGAUUUCUUGUCCCCUCGGCCGCCGCCUUCUUCCCAGCUGGAGCAGCCUGGGCAGGCGGCUGUGGCUUCCGCGGCGGCACAGCCCGAUCUGGACCAGUGGCGGCAGUACCAGGAGAGCGACCGGCACUGGGCGCUGCGCAAGCAGUUCGUUCUUCGCAAUCUGCCGGACUACCCGGGCGAGAGAAUCGAGAGGCUGCUGUCGUUCUCCCAGGUCUGGACCAACCACAUCUUCAUGGGAUGCAGAUAUGGCUCUCAAGUUAUGGAGAAAGUCCUCCAGAUGGCCGAAGGGAUUGACAUUGGCGAGAUGCCAUCAUUCGAGUUGGUGCCCAGCACUAAGGCGACAAAAAGGCCACACUCACCUGUUGAAGACUCUCCUCGCAGUUCUGAGCCUCCAAGAAAGCAACCUCCCAAAUUCCGUGUCAGACCUCGUUUUGAGCCCAUACAUUUUGUAGCCAGCAAUACAAAAGAUGGAGGAAAGGAACAGCCUUCCGAAAACCAAACACAGGAUGUCAGUGAGAAUAUCACAACAACCCAGCAGAUACAAAACUACGCAGAUCGGGUCUUCAGCAGCUUCAGUACGCAGGAUGGGGAUUCCCAGUUUUCCAGUUCAGUGGGUUUAGGCUACGCCAGUGGCCAAGCGAACCAAGUAGGAGCCAACGUGGUUUCCAACAGCAAAGACACUUCUGCAAAUGCUGGUGCCGCGGCUUCAGCCACUCCCUCUGUUCUCCAAUCCACCUCUGAAACGUUCCCCAAGUCAGUUAUAACAGCCAAGCAGUGUUUUAUUAACAAACUUGUAGCAGCCGUGCGUAAGAACCUUGCACAUCCCAACUGGCCCGAUAAAAUGAACUACACUUACCUUUUGACGCGAUCCAUACAGGCUUGCAAGACAAAUCCUGAGUAUAUUUAUUCUCCCUUGAAAGAAAUUUCUCCUGGUGAUCUCCCCAAGAACAAGAACAAGAAAGAAGGUUUUGCAUGUGAGGUGAGGUGUCAGAAUGUUUAUUUGACCACAGGGUAUGCUGGGAGCAAAAACGGUUCCAGGGACCGAGCUACAGAACUAGCAGUAAUACUGCUGCAGAAGUCUGUGGAAGUCAAAGUAGCGCAGCGGAAGUUCAAGAACACUACCCGUGAGGAUUUAGUGCUGUGUGAGAGUGGCACGUCACCAGAAUUCCCACCGGCUCUCAAGCAGUUGGAUGACUUUAUUGCUGCCAUGAAAGAAUGCGUGCCUGGGCAGCCAAAUUCUGAUCCACAACAGGGCCCCAGUUCAGCUAAACAUUGGACUAACUUUGUCCUCACGGAAAAUGCCAGUGAUGCUAUCGGGAUACUGAACAACUCAGCCUCCUUUAACAAAAUGACCAUUGAAUACAAGUAUACCUUAAUGCCCAACCGCCAGUGGCGCUGCAAAGUCUAUUUGCAGGACCACUUUUUAGCUGAAGGUUAUGGCACCAAGAAGACCAGCAAGCAUGCUGCUGCAGAUGAGGCCCUAAAAAUUCUUCAGAAGACUCAGUCUAAUGCAGGAGCCACCAAGACCGUCCAGGUUCAGAAAGUAGGCAGUGCUGGACGGGAUCCUGGGAAGAAGAAAGAUCUGAAGGAUCUUGUUGUUUAUGAAAACUCUAUGAAUCCUGUUUGUACGCUGAAUGACACAGCUCAAUUCAACAAGAUGACUGUGGAGUAUGUCUUUGAAAGGAUGACAGGGAUGCGGUGGAAAUGCAAGGUGAUGCUUGAGAAUGAAUUAAUUGCUGAAGCAAUUGGAGUUAAGAAGACUGUCAAGCACAUGGCAGCAGAGGAAGCCGUGAAAGUCCUCAAAAAGACCCAGCCGACUGUUGUAAACAACCUGAAAAAAGGCACCAUUGAAGAUGUAAUUUCAAGGAAUGAGAUCUGUGGUCGCUCUGCAGAAGAAGCUUUGAAACAGCAGAUCAAGGAAGACAACAUAGGGAAUCAGAUUUUAAGGAAAAUGGGCUGGACGGGUGGUGGCUUGGGCAAAAGUGGGGAAGGGAUUCGGGAGCCGAUUGCAGUGAAGGAGCAGUUCAAAAGAGAAGGACUCGGGCUUGAUGUUGAAAGGGGGUCAAAAAUUACCAAGAAAGAUAUUGAGCAGAUCAUCCAGAAUUAUGCCUUCUCAGACAGUAAGAUUGACCUGACUUUCUCCACAGAACUGACCAAUGAUGAGCGCAAGCAAAUACAUCAAAUAGCCCAAAAAUAUGGUCUUAAGAGUAAAUCCCAUGGCCAGGGCCGAGACAGGUAUUUGGUGGUUAGCCGAAAGAGGCGCAAAGAAGACUUGUUAGACCAGCUAAAGCAAGAUGGUCAAGUUGGCCAUUAUGAACUCAUCAUGCCCCAGGAUAAAUAAGGUCUAAGCAUCAUGUAUUUCUUUGGGGGAUGUCCAAAUUCCCCAUUAAACCGAAAGAAGGCUGCAUAUGGUUGUGGGCUGGAUUUUUUAAAAAAGUUUUAUUUGUGCAUUUAAUUUCUGAAACAUAAUUAGAAAAAGGUUAGAACUUUAAAGUCUGUCCAAACAUACUUAGUGCAGUCCAGAUAACAUUAGUGCAAUUAACUGUUGUAUGAUGUGUUGGAAAUGAUCUGUUCCCUUCAUAUUUUACUAGUUUUGUAAUGAUAGCAACAACACGUCCAGCCAGAGGGGAAUUUCACACCAUUUUUUUGGAACAGGAUAAUUUCCUUGUCUUUUUAUUUUACCUUUUUAAAAAUAAAGUUUUAAAAAAUGAAAAGAGAUGGCAGUAUGAAGAAAAAUUAUAUGUAAAGUUGGUAUUAAUAAAUAGAAUUUUAUUUCUGGACAUGCAAAGGGCAGGUUUUUUACUUAAAUUUUUGGUUCAGUCAAGAGGUAAAAAUGUUUUUAGCAUAUUCAAAAGGCAACAUUGUUAAAAUAUUAGUGUUGGUUGAUGCAGUUUACACAACACUGCAUUCUGCACUUGCACCACCCGAGACCUGAAACUGGCAGAAAGCACAGAAUCAGUAAGCCAGAGAACUUCAGCUUUUAUCUUUCAAAAUCCAACUUCAAAAGCCAGCCAAAGUUAAGUAGUGCUGUGGUGAAGACUGCAACUGACAUCCUGUUGGUUUCAGUGGAAGAUAUACCUACCUAUCCCAAUGAAAUCAGUGGGCCUUAAAUGUGACUGCCUCAGACCCCAAGUUUCUAGCUCUCAGGGCUGUAAACAGGUUUUAAUGUUUGCGAGCUGUAUCCUGUGAAGGACAGGGGAAGGGGAACAAAAUAAGCAAGCACAAGCAAGUGUGCAUCCUUGGCAUAAUUUAUACCAGAUCCAGAAUCCCUGAUACUUUGGCAUGAAGUAGUCUUGUUGUCUGUAUGUAGUACAGAACAUGCACAACUCUGGCUUUUUGUUUAUCAUCAGGUGUCUGCUUUCUAAAAUAAAUGAAUGCACUUCAAUCAUCUUGAUGGUAAGAUUCAACUUGAGCAGAGUUCUUCACAUACCCUGUUAACCAGUGAAGUAUUAAAAGUCAACCCUUAUUUUUAGUCACUCUUGGGGUGGGUGGGGUGUUUGCUUGUUUCUCUACGUAGCCUCCAAUGACUUGUUUUCUUAU
Gekko japonicus is the source of this 3823-nucleotide messenger RNA. RefSeq names its product NFKB repressing factor (gene NKRF). Gene Ontology annotation, cellular component: nucleoplasm; nucleolus. The coding region runs from base 252 to 2624 and encodes 790 amino acids. The record is from RefSeq and is a predicted model, not a curated record. The transcript is spliced from 3 exons. NCBI's taxonomy places the organism in Eukaryota, Metazoa, Chordata, Lepidosauria, Squamata, Gekkonidae. Gene Ontology annotation, molecular function: nucleic acid binding.